This is a messenger RNA of Toxotes jaculatrix (banded archerfish), 1485 nucleotides long. RefSeq names its product carbonyl reductase [NADPH] 1-like. NCBI's taxonomy places the organism in Eukaryota, Metazoa, Chordata, Actinopteri, Toxotidae. The transcript is spliced from 7 exons. Bases 121 to 948 code for a protein of 275 amino acids. The record is from RefSeq and is a predicted model, not a curated record. Gene Ontology annotation, molecular function: carbonyl reductase (NADPH) activity.
CGCAAAAGUCCCUCCAUGUUCUCUCCCUCUUUUUUCCUCUCAUAGUCCCGCAGCGCUUUCGCUCCAGUCUGCAGCUCCACCACCGCAGCUUCACCCAGAACAACACCACCAGAUCACAACAUGUCCACCAGGGUUGCCGUGGUAACGGGCAGUAACAAGGGGAUCGGUCUGGCCAUCGUCCGAGCGCUCUGCAAGCAGUUCCAAGGAGAUGUUUACGUCACCGCCAGAGACGUCGGCCGUGGUCAGGAAGCAGUGAAGUCUCUGGCCUCAGAGGGACUGAAGCCAAUGUUUCACCAGCUGGACAUCAACGACCUGAACAGCAUCACCACCGCUGCUGCUUACUUCAAAGAGAAGUAUGGAGGAGUGGACAUCCUCGUUAAUAAUGCUGGGAUAGCAUUCAAAGUGGCAGAUGAAACUCCUUUCGCAGUCCAGGCAGAGGUGACCCUCAAGACAAACUUCUUCGCCACCAGAGACAUGUUGACUCACUUCCUGCCGAUCAUCAAAGCGGGAGGUCGUGUGGUGAACGUCUCCAGCUUCGUCGGCUCCCGUACUUUAAACCAGUGCAGCCCGGCUCUCCAGCAGCGUUUCCGCAGUGAGGACAUCACAGAGGACGAGCUGGUGGGACUGAUGCAGCAAUUCAUCGACCAGACCAAGACGGGCGAGUACAAGCAGAGUGGUUGGCCUGAAACAGCGUAUGGAGUGUCCAAGACUGGACUGACGACCCUGUCCAUGAUCCUGGCUCGACGUCUGUCCAAGGAGAGACCGAAUGACGGGAUCUUGCUGAACGCCUGCUGUCCAGGAUGGGUGCGCACAGACAUGGCUGGUCCAAAAGCCCCCAAGUCACCAGACGAGGGCGCUGUCACUCCAGUCUACCUGGCCCUGCUGCCGCCAGGAGCCACAGAGCCUCAUGGGAAGUUUGUCUCUGACAAACAAGUUCAGCCGUGGUGAAAGGGUUAAAGGUGUGUGCGUGUGCGUGUGAGUGCGCCAGUGAACAGAAUUCCCAGAAAGAUUUACCCAGAAGCCAUUUUAAAAAAUGUAACAAGCAUCUGGAAACUCUAUUACAUUAACAUUACAGUAACACACAUUACCUACAUAAACCCAACAAAUACUGAUACUAUUACAUACAUAUACAAAUACUAUUUUCUAGCAGUUAAACCAAAUGAUGAUGUGUGUAUCACCAAAACCUAAAAACCAAACUAACUCUGAUUAUUCCAGGGAACUCUGCUGUGUGUGUGCGUGUGUGUGUUUAAAUGCAACAGUAAUCAUUAAUCACUCUCCAUAAGUUCUGAUCUAAUCACUGAUAUUUUUGAUAAAACUAAAUUUUUGCUUUGUUUUGUUUGCCUUCAGUAAUAUGAACAUUUUUAUAAUAUUUUGCCUUAAAUGAAUGAAACUUAAACGUUCUGAGAUCAAAGAAAUUGAAAUGCCUUUUCAUUACAUUGCUUUCAUGUCAACAAUAACAAUAAAAUACUAAUGUUGGUUAAUGAA